AUGUUCAGAACCGCUCUUCUCAGAUCAGCCCGCAGCGCUGUUAGCAAAGCUGUCCAAAGACCUGCAGCAAUUGCUCGUCCUAUCGCCCCAAGUUCUUUCGUCACAAAAUCUCAAUUCGCCCCGUCAGCUUUCCAAGCUGCAAGAUGCUACUCCGCAGCCGCCGGACUCAACAAGGGAGAGGUUGAGGGUAGAAUUCUAUCUUUACUGAGCAACUUCGACAAGGUUGCGGACCCAACGAAGCUCUCAGCAAGUGCGCACUUCUCGAAUGAUCUUGGGUUGGAUAGCCUGGACACUGUAGAGGUUGUUAUGGCUAUUGAGGAGGAAUUCAGCAUUGAGAUCCCAGAUAAGGAAGCGGAUGCUAUCCUCAGUGUUGACCAAGCCGUCGAAUAUAUCCUCCACCAACCAGAUGCUCACUAG
Messenger RNA from Sclerotinia borealis F-4128, 417 nucleotides. Lineage: Eukaryota; Fungi; Ascomycota; Leotiomycetes; Helotiales; Sclerotiniaceae. The record is from the annotation of a GenBank genome assembly.